CACCCUUCAUUGAUGUCCGAUUUCUUGAUCAUGUUGCACUUCCAAUGGUCUUACUUCCAAGCUACUUGAUGCUUCUCUCUAGCAAUAGAAGUUAGAUAUCAGUACUUGACAGAUGGCGAGAGAAGAAGCCCUACUCUCUCCUGAAAUCACAGAGCAAGGUGUCCAGGCCACCGGCCCGGAUGCCGGCUCCCUGAGCUUUUCCGUCAGGGUGCGCCGGCGGCUGCCUGAUUUCUUGCAGUCGAUUGACCUGAAGUAUGUUAAACUUGGUUACCACUAUAUCAUAAAGCAUGGAUUGAUGUAUCUUUGGAGUGUCGUCGUUCUCGCCGUCGUCUUGUUGAGCGCAGAGGUUGUGAAGCUGACCAAGGAUGGUGCACAGGGUGUGCUCGACAAGGAGGUCCUUUUCCUUGCGCUACUGUUGGUGGGCCUACUUACUUUUGUGUAUCUUGAGCUGUGCCCUAGGUCAAUUUAUCUAGUCGACUAUGCUUGUUGCAGUCUACCGGAUGAGUACAAGGUGUCCAGGCAAGAAUUUAUUGAGCUCGCUAAGAAGUCAGGCAACUUUGAUGACACCAACCUUGAAUUCCUCCAGCGCACCCUCAAGAAAUCUGGCAUCGGCGAUGAGUCCUACCUUCCAAGGCAUGUUAUUUCUUCGCCUUCGAGGUCCGUGACUAUCGCUCAGGGUCGGGAAGAAGCGGCUGUUCUCAUGUUUGGAGCCGUCGACAGCGUUCUCUUCAGCACCAAAAUCCACCCAAGGGACAUCACCAUCCUAGUUGUGAAUUGUGGCAUCUUCAAUGUUGUACCUUCCCUCUCAGCCAUGCUGGUCAACCACUAUAAGAUGAGAUCAGACAUUCAGACCUACAACCUGGGCGGCAUGGGGUGUGCUGCUGGUGCCAUUGCCAUCGACCUUGCUCGCGCCCUCCUCGAUUCACGCCCCGGCACCUACGCUCUUGUAGUUAGCACUGAGAUCAUCACUGCCACUUGGUAUGCUGGUAAAGAUAUUGCAAUGCUCCUACCCAACUGCUUCCUUCGCAUGGGUGCCACUGCUGUCCUCCUAACAAACCGCCGGCUCGACCGUUGGCGAGCCAAGUAUGAGCUCAAGCAACUCGUCCGCAACCAUAAGGCAGCUAAUGACCAAGCCUUCCAUUGUGUCAUGCAAAAGGAGGACGACGAGAAGAAGAAAGGCCUUCUUGUUGCUAGAGACAUACUGGAGGUAGGUGGACAAGUUCUCAAGGACCACAUCACGACACUUGGGCCGCUUGUUCUCCCCAUCUCUGAGCAGAUACACUUCUUCUCUGCACUGGUCUUAAGGAAGGGGAAGUCUAAGCCAUACAUUCCAGACUUCAAGCAAGCUUUUGAGCAUGUCUGUGUCCUAGCAUGUAGCAAGGUAGUGCUGGAUAAGAUACAGAAGAACUUGGAGCUCACUGAGGAGUACAUGGAGGCAUCCAAGAUGACAUUGCAUAAGUUUGGCAACACAUCAAGCAGUAGUGUGUGGUAUGAGUUAGCUUAUUUAGAGGCUAAGGGAAGGAUAAAGAAGGGAGACAGAGUGUGGCAAAUUUCAUUUGGCUCAGGCUUCAAGUGCAAUAGUGUGGUCUGGGUAGCACUGAGAAAUGCAAGGAAGAAUGAAAAUAACCCUUGGAUAGAUUGCAUUGGAGAGUACCCUAAGGUGGUAUAAGGGAGAAAUAUAAACAAGUACUGCAUUCCUGACUGAUUCACAUUUACCUAGCUCCCUAAGUUUUCCUUACCUUUUUUUUCAAUAAAAGAAACCAUUGGUAAUUCGCAGCUUGUCUAAUACAAAUGCUUACUUGAGUCAGUUAGGGAGUCUGUGGAAUAAUUGCCCUCUAGCAUGGCUUUUGUAUAGAUAUUUCUUGCCAUCACAUUAAUUUUGUAUCCUUCUUCUGACUAUAA
Nymphaea colorata (pocket water lily) is the source of this 1902-nucleotide messenger RNA. Its product is annotated as 3-ketoacyl-CoA synthase 10-like. The coding region runs from base 113 to 1669 and encodes 518 amino acids. NCBI's taxonomy places the organism in Eukaryota, Viridiplantae, Streptophyta, Magnoliopsida, Nymphaeales, Nymphaeaceae. The transcript is spliced from 3 exons. Gene Ontology annotation, cellular component: membrane. Gene Ontology annotation, molecular function: acyltransferase activity, transferring groups other than amino-acyl groups. Gene Ontology annotation, biological process: fatty acid biosynthetic process. The record is from RefSeq and is a predicted model, not a curated record.